Malania oleifera is the source of this 1864-nucleotide messenger RNA. Its product is annotated as serine/threonine-protein phosphatase PP1-like. NCBI's taxonomy places the organism in Eukaryota, Viridiplantae, Streptophyta, Magnoliopsida, Santalales, Ximeniaceae. Gene Ontology annotation, cellular component: nucleus; cytoplasm. Gene Ontology annotation, molecular function: protein serine/threonine phosphatase activity. The record is from RefSeq and is a predicted model, not a curated record. Bases 400 to 1437 code for a protein of 345 amino acids. The transcript is spliced from 5 exons.
AUAAAUUUUGAUUCCACCAAAUGUUUGUGUCUGUAUAUAUAUGUAUGUAUAUUCUAUAAAAUAAAACCGCGUGUGCAACUUGACUGGCGCCCGACAGCCGACCACCAUUGGCUCAUUCAAUAGUCAAAAUGUCCACGCCCGGCGCACAACCCCCACUACUUCCAGAACGCACCACGCCCUCCCUCUAGGUUAGCCUGGUUGGCCCUUUGGACGAUCCCGCGUUUCUCUCUCUCUCUCUCUCUCUCUGCGCUGCUCUGCUGUGCUGCAGAGACCUCCGCUCUAACUCAUCGAUCGACCAAAAUGUUCCCAAUCUUCUACGAUCGCCAAACGACGCCUUUGAACACAUAAAACGGCGAUUAUCCCAUUCCUGUAAGCAGAGGUUGACUUUCAGGGUGUGUGAUGGACCUUUCUGUUCUUGAUGACGUUAUCAAUCGCCUUCUUGAAGUUCGCGGCCGGCCGGGGAAGCAGGUCCAGCUGUCCGAGUCCGAGAUCCGGCAACUCUGUGUAGUUUCCAGGGAGAUUUUCUUGCAACAGCCCAAUCUGUUAGAGCUCGAAGCACCCAUUAAGAUAUGCGGUGAUAUCCAUGGUCAGUAUUCUGACCUGUUAAGGCUUUUUGAGUAUGGUGGAUUACCUCCUCAAGCCAAUUACUUAUUCUUGGGGGAUUAUGUGGAUCGAGGCAAGCAAAGCCUAGAAACAAUAUGUCUUCUCCUUGCAUAUAAAAUAAAAUAUCCUGAAAAUUUUUUUCUUUUGAGAGGGAACCAUGAAUGUGCUUCUAUAAACCGCAUCUAUGGGUUUUAUGAUGAGUGUAAGAGAAGAUUCAAUGUUAGGUUGUGGAAGAUCUUCACAGAUUGUUUUAAUUGCCUACCAGUGGCAGCUCUGAUUGAUGAGAAGAUUCUGUGCAUGCAUGGUGGCCUUUCUCCAGAUCUGCAUAAUUUGGAUCAAAUUAGACAUUUGCAACGUCCGACUGAUGUACCAGAUGCUGGUUUGCUUUGUGAUCUUCUCUGGUCAGAUCCUAGUAAAGAUAUUCAGGGUUGGGGGAUGAAUGAUAGGGGAGUUUCCUAUACUUUUGGUCCUGACAACGUGACUGAGUUUCUGCAGAAGCAUGACUUGGAUCUUAUUUGUCGUGCACACCAGGUUGUGGAGGAUGGCUAUGAGUUCUUUGCUAACCGAAGACUUGUAACCAUAUUCUCAGCGCCUAACUACUGUGGGGAGUUCGAUAAUGCCGGUGCCAUGAUGAGCAUUGAUGAUACUUUAAUGUGCUCUUUUCAAAUAUUAAAGCCUGCAGAAAAAAAAUCAAAGUUCAACUUUGGGAGCAUGACCACAUCUAAACCUGGAAACCCUUCAACAGGUGUCAAUAUCUUUGGGAGCACAACCACGGCUAAACCUGGAAAUCCCCCAGCAGGAGUGAAGUCUUCUUUCCUCGGUACGAAAGUAUGACAUUUUGGUUUUGCUGGAUAGAAGAGGCAACCAUGCACAUUGCUAAGCGACCAUUGAGGGAAACUUGGGGUUCAUUUAGUUUCACUUUAAUAUGCUGGGAAUUGUAAAAAUUAGGGUUGAGGGGGCCAAAAUCAGAAUCUAAUCAAACAUUUAUAUUUUUUCCCUUGGUAAGCUCGGGUUUGAAGAAAAGGCUGUAAUCGUAUCCUUCUGCUUUGUACACUAAUAGUUGGUACAGCUGCUGCAAUGAAGUUUUAGCUUGUGCAAUUAAUUCUUUGAUCUUCAUUGCUCUGGGACCAUGGAGAAUGGCAAAAAAUCAUUCUUGGCAACCAGGAACAGCAGACCAGAGUGGGUUAAGACUUUUGUCAUGUUUGAAUUCUCUGAAUGUAACUCUUCUCUUUAUAUAUAUCUUUUUUUCCUUUUCUGCAAA